AUGGAGAACAAUCAUAACGCGAAAAGGGCAUUAUCAAAGAGUUUGAGGUCGAUUCUACAAAGUGGCAUCGAUGCCGGUGUUCCAGGUGUCUCCGCUGCAAUCGCCACGUCUAAAGGAAUUAUAUGGCGGAAUUCUGCUGGGUUUGCGGUCCUAGAAAAGAAUAUCCUGGACAAUGAUUCGACCGUAUUUGGGAUCGGGAGUAUCACCAAAGCUUUCGUGGCGGUUGUUAUCCUCCAACUCAUCGAAGAAAGCCAACUCAAUAUGUCGGACAAGAUCAGUGAACAUUUAAACCAGGAAUAUUUAGAUGGCAUUGGUAACGCAAAUGAUGCAACAAUUGCUGAUUUACUAAGUCAUACUGCUGGUGUUGAAAGCUGGGAGGAUGAUCCGAACUGGAUCACUGAAGCGAAGGGUGAAAAAUUGGAUCCGAAAAUAAUUUGGGACAAGAAAGAUACUUUGAAGUAUGUUAGACGACCAUCUAGGUUUGAAACUCCUCGUUUCUCUUAUUCUAACACAAAUUACACUCUCUUGGGUUUGAUCGUGGAGAAAAUUGUCGGCCAUUCAGCAGAAAGCGAGAUCUGUCGGAGAAUACUCGAUCCUUUAAAUUUAAUGGAUACAUUUCUGGAAGAGUUUGAACAGGCGGGACCACGAAAGAAUAAUAUGCCAAAUCGAUAUGAUUAUGCUACAGAUGAAUUUCGGAACACUGCAGGAUCAAAUCUAUCAGUAGAAUGGGUAGCCGGUGGGAUGAUCUCCUCAACCUGUGACCUUCUCAAGUUUGCGAUUUAUCUCCGGGAUGGAAAGUUAUUUAGUCCCUCAUCUAUGGAUCUUCUUAAAAUAUGGCAGCCAGCCACAGAAUCAACGGAGAUUGGGCAUGGAAUCUUUAGAUUCGGGAAGUCCCGUACACAAACGAACUGGCUUGGGCAUAAUGGAAGCGUACUUGGAUUUACAGGAUCUCUAUGGUGGAAUGAGGAAAUCGAUUGUAUAGUAUGUGUUCUUGCGAAUGUGAGAUCUACGCAUGCUGGAAAAGUUUCAUCGAGUGCGCCACAAAUUGCCUUCCAAUCUGAGCUUCUGGAAGUAGCUAAGGAGUUGACUAAUAUUGCUGUAGAGUAUGAAUAA
Messenger RNA from Botrytis fragariae, 1113 nucleotides. Its product is annotated as putative d-stereospecific peptide hydrolase protein. The transcript has 2 exons. Bases 1 to 1113 code for a protein of 370 amino acids. The record is from RefSeq and is a predicted model, not a curated record. Lineage: Eukaryota; Fungi; Ascomycota; Leotiomycetes; Helotiales; Sclerotiniaceae.